UGAGCAGGAGACCCCAGGAGAAGGAAUCUUUUCUGGGGAGCGAGUCAAACACGCGGCGGGCAUUAGAGACAGUAGAGCACCUCCCGUACAUCUGGAUGAGCUUGUUGCAAAGGAAGAUAUCGCCGCUAGUGAUGGAUUGGAUCCUGGAGUGAGCUUGGAGAGCUUGAGAUGGAGUUGCACAGCAUUGGAUGAGCUCCAAGCACCCAGUCAUUCUUUCAUUCUUUGUGAGUUUAGGGUUUUAGAAGGAAGCAAUGCUCCAGCAGCGGGUGAAUGCGCUCACGGGGGAGAGCGAAUGGAUUCUCGUUGGCGAUGGAGGCGACGGCGGCGAUGCGAGCGAUCCCCUGGCAGAGAGCUCGUAUCUUGACAUGCUGAAUGAUCGCGCCAGGAACAGGGCAUUCUCUUCAGCAAUCGCGAAGGUCGGCCGCCAUGGCCAUGUCCUGGACAUUGGUGCUGGCACUGGGCUCUUGUCGCUCAUGGCUUGGCGGGCAAUGGAAGAGCAGUGCCAGGUGACUGCUUGCGAAUCUUUUCUUCCAAUGUACAAGCUGGCUCGCAAAGUUUGCCGAGACAAUGGGACGAUGGGAGCGAUCAAGCUGCUCCAUAUGGGCUCGGAUGAGAUCAAAGUCGGGGUGGACAUCUCUAGCAAAGCCGAUGCAUUGGUGUGUGAGAUUUUAGACUCGGAGUUGCUUGGAGAAGGGAUCAUUCCAAGUCUAAGGAACGCUCAUGAGCAUUUACUCCGGCCUAAUGCUGCCACAGUGCCAUAUCGAGCUACUGUGUAUGCCCAGCUAGUCGAGAGCGACUUUCUCUGGAGAUUGCACGACCUUCAAGGGGUAGAAGACCAGCUGCAGGACGGAUUGGCUUUCGCUCCCAAUGAUUUCUACUCUUACUUCAAGCACAGACAGCAUGCGUUUCACGUUGAUGAAAUCCCCGGUAUGAAGCUGCUUUCCGAGCCGUUUGAGGCCUUCGUUCUUGACUUCUAUAGAGCUCCAGAUGUGCGUGGAGAAUUUAAUCAAGCCGUGCAUGUCAACUUCUCUGGGACUGCUCACGCAAUAGUUUCAUGGUGGGUGCUGCAGCUUGACAAAGAUGGCCUGGUUUGCUACUCAACUGCUCCUCGUUGGAUCAGAGGGGCAAGCGAGUGGUGUGACCAUUGGAAACAAUGUGUGUGGUUUCUUCCUGGACAAGGUGUUUCGGUGGAGGAGCAGUCGGAGCUUCGCGUCGUAGUCAGCCAUGAUGAAGCGUCAGUGCGGUAUGACAUCAAUGGUGGUGUAUGCUGUAAUAGUUCAGCGUCUGGUUUCGAGCUGAGCCUACAAAGGUGUCGCAUGCUUGGUGACGGUAGCAGGCGUUCUAUCAUACAGUCUGCCAUUCAGAAAGCUCUUGGAGAACGAGAACUUGGAAACUGUCUCAUUCGGGAUGACGGCCUGAUGAGCGCCGUGUGUGCUCUAUCUACAGCGCAUGGAUCCUGCCAUGUGGCUGGCUUGUUUCCAGGCUGUAGAAGAGAUGGCUUGAAGUACUUGGAGAGCGUCGCGAGCAAGCUGUCUAUUAUACACAAAGACGGCAAGCAUCUCACUGGGGACGAUUUCAAGGGGCAUAAAGUGGAUGUUCUUCUAGGGGAGCCUUAUUACGCCACGUACGAGCAUGCGUUGCCGUGGAAGCAGCUUCGGUUUUGGUACGAGAGAACGACGCUAAGUCCGUUGCUAUCAGAGAACCCUAUUAUAGUUCCCUGCUUUGGAAUUCUCUAUGGGAUGGCUUGUCAUCUUCCUGAUUUGUGGCAAAGCCGCUGUCGCCUUGAAGAAGUCGAUGGCUUUGAUCACAGGUCAUUGACAAAACCGUUUUCGCUGCUCGAGUUCAACAUGCGUCAGGAAGAGUCUAAGUGGAUUUGCAAAGGUUAUUCAAUUCUGUCCUCUUUGGUUAGCGUUGUAAAGACUGGGCUCUGCCAUGGAGUUGUCCUGUGGAUGGACUGGGUGAUGGAUCCCGAGAACAAGGAUUUGGUACUUUCAACGGGACUUUUAAAUCCAAGGCGUCAAGCUUUUCCGAAAGCCACUGCAAGCCACGGAGACUUUAGAGCUCAACGCGUCCUUCGAUUCACAGACUGGAGAGAUCAGCAUCACUCGCGUGGUCUGAAGCCACAAACUCUUCUUUGCAUUUAGGAAAACUUUUAAACCAACAUCAGUGUUGUUGAGCCUGAAGUAACCAGCGUCAUACCGGAUGCUCUUGAUGUACGGUAACUUCCGCCACCUCGCAGUUGCUGAAUUAUACACCACCAAAAUCUUGUUCUCU
Messenger RNA from Selaginella moellendorffii, 2274 nucleotides. RefSeq names its product protein arginine N-methyltransferase 1.6. Bases 252 to 2144 code for a protein of 630 amino acids. The record is from RefSeq and is a predicted model, not a curated record. Gene Ontology annotation, molecular function: protein-arginine omega-N monomethyltransferase activity. The transcript has 15 exons. NCBI's taxonomy places the organism in Eukaryota, Viridiplantae, Streptophyta, Lycopodiopsida, Selaginellales, Selaginellaceae. Gene Ontology annotation, biological process: peptidyl-arginine methylation.